Molecule: messenger RNA, 3415 nt
Organism: Solanum pennellii
Lineage: Eukaryota; Viridiplantae; Streptophyta; Magnoliopsida; Solanales; Solanaceae
Product: G-box-binding factor 1-like
Exons: 12
Coding region: 2026-3051 (341 amino acids)
Biological process (GO): regulation of DNA-templated transcription
Cellular component (GO): nucleus
Molecular function (GO): DNA-binding transcription factor activity; sequence-specific DNA binding
Source: RefSeq, a predicted model, not a curated record
CAUAUAAACUACUGAAAUUUAUAGUUCAUACUAUUUUUUUGGAUUUACACAAUUUGAUUCUCUUUAAUUUUACUCAACGUCGUCUCUCUGUAUUUCUGUUCUAAUUUAAGCUUCAUGAUUGAAAUUCAUGUGUAAUUGAACUAUUUGGGGUUGGGGGUGGAGGGUUUAAGGGAACUUUUCAUAACUUCCUUUCGGUUUAGAUUCAGACAAGUUUAUAUUUGAUCGUAAUUUUCUUUUAAAGAUUUUGUUGAUAUUCACUUAGUUUUCAAAUAUAUUAAAAGGAUUUCAUGUCCAAAUUAUAUGGUUUAGAUAUGGAAAAGCGAAAACUGUCGUAUAAAUUGAGACAGAGAGAGACAGAGAGACAGUAAUUACUUAAGAGUGAACAUUCAAUAAUAAUAGUGAUUUUAAGGAAGAACACAUAAUUAGUUUAGAGUAAAUAUUCAAUUAUCAUAACAUGUCUUGAAUUUCAAGUUACUUGUGAUGUUUACCAAUUGUAAUCAUUUAGGUAACCUAGUAUAGUUAUUUUGACAGUGUCAUUAUUAUUUAUACAAGAUGAACUCCUUUGUUUGUGCUUUGACUUUGAGGUAUUAUUCAUUUGUUAACAAAAGAAACUUCAAAUUUUCUAUGAGUGAAAUUAUUCAAUCUCAAAUUGUUGUAACUCGAGUUUGCCGUGUGAGGUAUUUCCUCUGUUUGUUAGGGAGUAGUCAAGAGAGACUAGAUUGGAAUCAGUUUUAUAGGUGAAGAGAGUGUCUUUAGUUGGAAAUUAAGAAGGAUUUUUAAGCAUUUAACACAUCAUAUGAUGGAUCAUAACCAAGUUUAUGAUUCUCAUUGGAAGCAAUAUUGUUUACUGGGAAAAUGACACAGUUGAAUUUGUAAUGAGGUCAAGGACACGCAUCUUGAAUUAACUCGUUAAGUUUGGCUAUUAUCAGUUAAAUAUGUUUGCUAAGAAUUAAGUGGAAGUUGUAAGGAAAGUAAAAUUGAGUCGUAUGAAGCAAUAGAGCCUCGAUGAGAUGGGUUUGCACUGGAUCCUGGUGAGGUUAGAGUGUUCCUGAUAUUAAAUCUGUUUAUGUAUAGUAAUGCUUGAGAGCUUGGACUUAGGAGAAUUUGAAAGCUUGGAGCAUACAAUUACGUUAAAACUGCUAUUUAUAGGUAAAAAAGGUAAGACAUCAUCCAAUAGAAAAGCUCCACUCGAGCACUAAAGUACUAUGCCCAAUAGCCGAUUCCACGUGGAAAUACCGUUGGCUGUGCCAACUAUUAUCCCUCUGCAGCUGGAUAAUGUACAAACAUAUCUGGUGUAUCUGUCCUUUUUCCAAGUCAUCGUGACACGAGUUCCCGUUUUCUUUUCCAAUGGUGCUCAUUUUAUGGUCUCGGUAACAAGUCGAGGUUUGAGCUUCACCAAACACAUCUCUAGACCAACCAUUCCAUUAAAAAGCCUUCGUGAACAUCAUUUUUACAUCGCACGUGUUCGCUCCUCGUCCUGCGACGUGCACAAGCUAUUCUUUUACCCAAUACAAAUAUGUGUCGUGGUUAAAUUAUCAGGCAUUAGGAUCAGUUCAGUGUACCAAACUGGAAAAUUUUGGUGACAUAUGGAGCCAAAGGCGGAUUUACCGAUAUGGUUACAGGUUCGGCAUGGCCCAGUAACUUUAACCCAGACCUUGUAUUUGUGCUAAAAAGAAUAUAAUUGAUAUGUUAUCUGUCCAUAAUUCACAAGCAUAAAAGGGUGUGUUAAAAAGUGAGAAUCUAAGAAAGUAUACAAGACGCAUUAAUCAUGAGAUCUUCUUCUCAUAUGCUUAUUGUUAAGUUGCAUUAAUAAUUAAAACGCUAAUGCGCUAUCAGUAGCCUUCGACAGCAGACUCCAUUACAAAGCAUUGACGGCUCAAAAUUUCAUGGGUGCACUCUAUACUCCCCCUUUAAAGUUGCGGUCUGUGAUUUGGACGUACAUCUAGCUUUUAAAUGAGUACUUGAUCUUCUGAACUCUGAAGUAAUCAAACAAACGUUGACACUUGACUAUUGAUUCGACACCUAAUGGGAGCUGGGGAAGAGAGCACCCCUGCAAAGCCUUCGAAAGUUACUUCGACUCAGGAAACACAAGCAACACCUUCAUAUCCUGAUUGGUCUUCUAUGCAGGCUUAUUAUGGUGCUGGAGCUACACCUCCCUUCUUUCCCUCAACUGUUGCUUCUCCCACUCCCCACCCGUACAUGUGGGGAGGCCAGCAUCCGCUUAUGCCUCCUUAUGGAGCCCCAGUCCCAUAUCCUGCUUUAUAUCCUCCUGCUGGAGUUUAUGCUCAUCCUAAUAUGCCUAUGACUCCAAACACACUGCAGGCAAAUCCAGAAUCAGAUAGUAAGGCACCAGAUGGUAAGGACCAGAAUACAAGCAAAAAAUUGAAGGGAUGUUCAGGUGGCAAGGCAGGAGAAAGUGGGAAAGCGGCCUCAGGUUCUGGAAAUGAUGGUGGUGCCACAAGAAGUGCUGAAAGCGGAAGUGAAGGUUCAUCAGACGAAAAUGAUGAAAAUGAUAACCAUGAAUUUUCUGCUGACAAAAAUAGAAGCUUUGAUCUAAUGCUUGCUAAUGGAGCCAAUGCUCAGACCAAUACUGCAACAGGGAAUCCAGUCGCUAUGCCCGCACCUAAUCUGAAUAUUGGGAUGGAUUUGUGGAACGCACCGUCUGGCGGUCCCGGAAUGAUCAAAAUGCGAUCAAAUCAAUCUGGUGUCUCGCCAGCUCCUGGGAUGGGACGUGAAUGGAUUCAGGAUGAACGUGAACUUAAAAGGCAAAAGAGAAAGCAGUCUAAUAGAGAAUCAGCUCGGAGGUCAAGAUUGCGCAAGCAGGCUGAGUGUGAAGAGCUACAACAUAAGGUAGAGACAUUGAGCAAUGAGAAUCAUGGACUCAAAGAGGAGUUGCGAAAGGUCUCUGAGGAAUGUGAGAAGCUUACCUCGGAGAAUAAUUCAAUAAAGGAUGAGUUGACGAGGUUGUAUGGGCCAGAGGCUGUGUCCAAGCUAGAGAGUAAUGCCAACGCCAUGCGUCUUCAGUCCAAUGUUGAGGAAGCUAAGAGUUGAGGACAAGCCAUGACAGAGUAACUUAUUUUGGUUAAAAUGCUCACAUAUCUCUUACUGCCCGUGAGAAAUCUAUAGCUUUUACCGUGCGUUAGAAGUAGAAACCUCUGCUUUUCUACUAAUUUAUGCCCUUUUUAACCCUUUUGAGUGAAAUUUAUAACAUUAAUUCUUGGAUUUUUAGCCCAGGUUUGAAUCUUAAUCUAUGACAACAUUGUAAAAGUAACUGACUAGCUUGAUCUUAGACCAUUUAGUUUUCUGGUGGCUUGGAUUGUAUUCUAUCUUGCUUAGUUUGUUAUGUUUUCAAAAGUUGGGAAAUAUAUUGCAUCCAAAAUAUCUCCUUAUUGGCCAGUGCUGCCAAUUGUACUGA